GUUGCUGAUCAUUUUUACUUUUCAUUCGUUUCAUUGCAUAUCGAAACUUUUACCUUCAUUUAUUCUCUUUCCCUAUAUCUCUUCUUCAUCCUUUAAAACUUUCUAUUCUUUCGACCUGACGCAUCGUGACCCUCACCUCCACCGCUUCAGCCCUACAUAUAUAAAAUAUAUAGAACCGACCACUCAAUCAAGACAACAAUGGAAGGAGGAGGAGUAGCCUCUAGCGGCGAGGCCAGCGCUGCCGCAACUUCAUCAGCAGCAGCCCAUACAGCCGGCGAAGGCGCAGCACCAAUUCACAGCAACCACCACCAUACCGAUGAUCAGGCCCAUAGUCAACAAGCAUUCGUUUAUCAUCGGGAGCAGGACUCCCCGCAACCAAAAUCACGGCCGAUUUCGUUAAGUGACCUACAAGAAGCGCGCAAGCAUUAUCUCAUGCCGACUCAACCUACCGCCUCGGAUUUGGAACAUUAUUUUACCGGUCCUCGUGAUAUGAGCAGACACACCAAAUGGCCUACAUUUCUCCGAAUGGACGGUAGUAUCCUGCCGAGAUUGAUUCUGCCAUUGAUUUUUAUAGCCGGCUGGUCGACCGCAAUUACAUGCAUUCAUAUAAUAGUUCAUCCUUUGACUGUGUCCAAUAUCUUGUUGACUGUCCUCGGUUUUGUGGUCGGUUUGGCGUUGUCGUUCCGAAGCACGACUGCAUAUGAACGUUAUGCCGAUGGUCGCAAAUACUGGGCUUCAAUUAUACAGACAUCCCGUAACAUGGCUCGUACAAUUUGGGUACAUGUAAAGGAACGACCAGGCGAAGAGGGAAAACAAGAUGUUUUGGGAAAAGUAACCGCGAUGAACCUCCUCCUCGCCUUCUCAGUCGCCCUCAAACACAGCCUCCGUUUCGAACCAGCCAUUGCCUACAAGGAUCUCGUCGGGCUUGUAGGCCACUUGGACACAUUCGCCAAGGAAGCCCACGACCCUGAAUUCUUGAAUCCACCUCGCAAAUCAUUCUGGAAAUCAGCAGGAAUGUAUCUCGGAGUCACAUUUGCAGAAUCCAAUCCACGCAAACUGAUCAAGCGCGCUAAGAAGCCGUUGGGCCAUUUGCCGCUUGAGAUUUUGAAUCAUUUGUCUGCGUAUAUUGAGCAUUGCGAAAAGGAGGAACUUCUCAAGUCGGCGUUGCAUCAAGGUCAAUUGAUCAACUCCGUUGCUUCAUUGAACGAAGCCUUGACUGGUUCUGAGCGAGUCCGUGACACACCUCUACCGGAAGCGUACAGCAUUGCCAUUUCGCAGAUCUCAUGGAUUUACAUCCUGGUCCUUCCCUUCCAGCUUGUCAGUCUGAUGAACUGGAUCGCCAUUCCCGGGUCAAUCGGUAAGACCUUUCCUGCGCCUUUUCUGCUAUCAUCCAAUGCAUAACAUACUGACAAUAAUAGUCGCCGCAUACAUAAUCCUAAGCUUUGUCGCCAUUGGCCGCGAACUCGAAAACCCCUUUGGUGACGACGUCAACGAUCUCCCCCUAGACUCAUACUGCAAACAGAUCGCCUCAGAAGUCGACAUCAUCACCGCCACCCCUGCCCCAAAAAUGAUGGAUUUCAUGAACAGUAGCGAUAACUUCGUCUUCUACCCCUUGAGUCUGGAUGGAUUCGAUAAAUGGCAACAACGUAGCAUGGACGAAAUCCGUGCGGCGUUGAGGACGAAAGUUAUUGCGCAGAAGCAGGUUAUUGACGAUGAAGGGGAGAUUACGACGUUGGCGCCGAGUAUGAAGGAGUAGAUCUCUGUUCCCCGGGAAAGCUUUGGACUGGUUUAAAAGUGUUAAGCAUUGUUCUGCAUUGUGUCGAUUCGAGAUUUCUGUUUAUAAGCGUGCAAAUGUCGGGAUUUCAGUAGAGGUGUUGGAGUCUGGUGUGUUUUGUCACCUUGAAAAAAGUAAAAAAAGGGACAUAAAUUGGACAUACAUAAUAAAUAUAUGCAUUUUCAUCAGCCAACGCCAUCCAUGCUUAAAGUAAUAAUAUCAAGGAUCAAAAACCUCUUUCCCAGACCCAUGCACAAUAGCAUUCAAAUAAUUCCCCUUUGCGCAUACCCUCCACGCAACACCUCCAUCCCCGUCCUCUGAGACAUCACCCGCAGCCGCCGCAGCAGCAGCAGCAGAAGAAGAUAAAGACCCAACCCACGAACUCAACGCCGCAAGUACAGCCGCGCCAU
Talaromyces stipitatus ATCC 10500 is the source of this 2184-nucleotide messenger RNA. RefSeq names its product UPF0187 domain membrane protein. The transcript is spliced from 5 exons. Gene Ontology annotation, molecular function: chloride channel activity. Lineage: Eukaryota; Fungi; Ascomycota; Eurotiomycetes; Eurotiales; Trichocomaceae. The coding region runs from base 199 to 1401 and encodes 400 amino acids. The record is from RefSeq and is a predicted model, not a curated record.